Molecule: messenger RNA, 2509 nt
Organism: Cinclus cinclus
Lineage: Eukaryota; Metazoa; Chordata; Aves; Passeriformes; Cinclidae
Gene: NDE1
Product: nudE neurodevelopment protein 1
Exons: 9
Coding region: 173-1198 (341 amino acids)
Biological process (GO): centrosome localization; mitotic centrosome separation; establishment of mitotic spindle orientation
Cellular component (GO): kinesin complex; kinetochore; centrosome
Molecular function (GO): microtubule binding
Source: RefSeq, a predicted model, not a curated record
CGGCUCGGCUCGGCUCGGCUCGGCUCGGGCAGCGGGACCGGGGAACAGGGCACAGGGGAUACGGGACUCGGGACCCUGCCCGGCUGCGGCCCCGCGAGGACCUGAUCCCCUCCUGCUUCUGGAGUUGCUGGGGGUGAAAUGAAACAGGAAUUUUAGACUUUGAGGACUCAUUAUGGAAGACUCAGAAGGACAUCACUUUAGCUCAGUAGAAGAAGAAACCAGAUACUGGAAGGAGUUGGCUAUGAAAUACAAGCAGUGUGCUGAGAAUACACAGGAGGAAUUGCGAGAAUUCCAAGAGGGGAGCCGAGAGUAUGAAGCUGAACUGGAGACUCAGCUGCAGCAAACAGAGUCCAGGAACAGAGACCUCCUGUCAGAAAACAACCGUCUGAGGAUGGAGCUGGAGUCAGUGAAGGAAAAGAUUGAAAUGCAGCAUUCGGAAGGAUACAGGCAAAUCUCUGCACUGGAAGAUGACUUGGCACAGACAAGAGCUAUUAAAGAGCAGCUUCAGAAAUACAUUCGAGAACUCGAGCAAGAAAAUGAUGAUUUGGAAAGAGCAAAAAGAGCCACUAUAAUGUCCCUGGAGGAUUUUGAACAGCGCUUAAACCAGGCUAUUGAAAGAAACGCUUUUCUGGAGAGUGAGCUGGAUGAGAAAGAAAAUCUUCUGGAGUCUGUGCAGCGUCUGAAAGAUGAAGCUAGAGAUCUACGCCAAGAGCUUGCUGUGCAGCAGAAACAGGAGAAGCCCAAAACACCAAUGAGAGCUCCCCUGGAAGCAGAAAGAACAGACACUGCAGUUCAGGCCUCCUUAUCUGUGCCCUCAACACCUGCAAUGCGCCGGACACCCAUCAGCAUACCCACCUCUGGGAUGUUCAGGAGAGGUCUUGAGGACAGUUAUGGUGCAACCCCUCUCACACCAGCUGCAAGAAUAUCUGCACUUAAUAUUGUGGGAGACUUGCUGCGAAAAGUGGGGGCUUUGGAGUCUAAGCUUGCAUCUUGCCGAAACUUUGUGUAUGACCAGUCUCCAAACAGACCUUCAGUGUCCAUGUACAUGAACAGAGAUGUCCUUGAAACACGCCUGAGUCCUCAUCAGCCUCUUUGUGAUACAGGGUUGGUGAAACGCCUGGAGUUCGGAUCACGGCCUUCACACGUUCCAGGACCUGUGAGCCAUCCCUCACAAAGCGUUGUCAAGAUGCUGCUAUGAAAAGUCUUGCUGGCUUUGGGAAAGGAGAAGAAAUGUAUUUCAAACUUUAGUUUUAAAGAGAAUAUCAAUGAGCAAGCAGACAGCAGUGUCAGGGUAGGUGAGAACUGAACAAGAAGUCACAAUUGGCAGUGGCUUCCAGUGUGGCCUCUAGGCAAGUUCUGUGGGUGACAAAGCAAUGCUGUCUGUGGCAGUGCAGGACUGGGAAUUGCUUCCUGCAUCAGCUACUGUAAAUAGCUCCUUGAAGGUUGCUUUUGACACUGCCAAAGCCAUUGUCCUGAUGCCUACAAUGCAGCAGUAUUCACUGUGUAGCUCCUCAGGCUUUCACUUUUGGUGUUAAUACACCACCAGUUCUGGCUGGAAUUCUGCUUUCUACCAUGGGUAUUUGUGCUUGCAGUCACCCAAAUUAAAGGACUAUUUUUAUGUGGAGAAAGGUGUAUUUCUGCAGGGAAGCUGCUCAGCUCCUCGUGGGAUGUUUGGUGACCAGAAUGUUGCUGCACAAAAGCCUGCCUCUGUAGUGGCAAGAUAUUUCUGUAAGCAAUGAUUUCUCAUUCAGAACAGGUCAUGGUUAAAGGUGAGACAUGUCUAGUUCUGAGAGUGCUCAGGAGAUCCCAGAGCUAAUGGCAUGUAGACGUAAUAUUUUUUAAUUUUUUUUAAACCCCAUAGUGGCUGGCGUUUGUAGGAGGCCAAACCUGAUCAAGUUUCUAGUUCUAACAUCUUGAUAGGUAGGUUUUACUUCUUUACAAACCUCCCUUCACUAAGGUGCCUUGGGUGUUAGUGAUUUUUUUUAUUGUUUUAUUUUUCUAUAUUAAUAUAUCAGCUGUUACUAAUUUAGAAAUGCUUUUUUGACCUGAAAAGCCUUUUUAUGCUAGAGAAGUGUAUAUGAGUAGAGAAUUAUUUUAAAAUAAUUUUUCCCCUUUUAGAAUAUUACUGCAUUUGUUUUUUAAAUGGAGUAGAUUCAUUCCCAGUGUUAAUGUAUUUUAUGGAAGGCUGUACUUGUAAAACUAAUCAUGACAAAACAAUGUUUUGUUGUUGUUGUUUUGGGGUUUUUUUUGUGGCAGGGGAUGGGGAGAGCUUACUUGACAAAAGAAUGCAUAAAUGGUAUGAUUUUCUUUUUUUUAAGGAUGUGCUGUGAAAACAGCCACUUCCUUAAAAGGAGGCUUCUCUUUCUCUUGAAUAUGUAAAUCACAGAUGAUUUCCAUUUCUCAGUCCACCUAUGAAGUUGGUUUAACUGGGGAGCAGAAUAAAGCUUAUUUUGAAUGGGAGUUGUUGAUGCUUUUUAAGUUUUUUUGCAUUAAUUAAGACCAUUUAAUG